Plodia interpunctella (Indianmeal moth) is the source of this 1719-nucleotide messenger RNA. Its product is annotated as esterase FE4-like. Bases 40 to 1671 code for a protein of 543 amino acids. The record is from RefSeq and is a predicted model, not a curated record. The transcript has 3 exons. Lineage: Eukaryota; Metazoa; Arthropoda; Insecta; Lepidoptera; Pyralidae.
AAAAGUGUACACGGAUUUGUGUUAUGGUCUGAGACAGACAUGUUUCGAAUAAUUAUAUUUUCUGUGUUAAUUUCUUGUGUUUUAACAGAAAAUGUGAGAGUAGUGGAAUUGGAUGAUGGGGCAGUGGUGGGUAAUAAGUAUUGGAAAGGUGAUUUCUACGAAUUUUAUGGAGUACCGUAUGCUACUGCACCGACUGGGCGGGAUAAAUUUAAGGCACCACUCCCUGUAACGAAAAGAGAGAAAACACUCGCAGCCGAUGCCAAAGACAUAUUAUGUCAACAAAUCUUCUUCACUGAUGAUGAUGAUGAUGAUACACUGCUGCAAGGAGAAGAAGACUGUUUAAUUCUUAACCUCCUUGUUCCCAAAAUUGCAAGUGAGAGUAAUUUAGUUCCAGUCGUAGUCUAUUUACAUAGUGGAGCAUUCGCUGGUGGCAGCGGUAACAUGGGAAAUCUAAACUAUGUAGCAAGACAUGAUGUUAUAGCAAUCAGUCUUAAUUAUAGAUUAGGUGCUAUAGGAUUCGCCUGCCUUGGCACUGAAGAAAUUCCUGGUAAUGCCGCUCUGAAAGACCAAGUAGCAGCAUUGAGAUGGAUCAAUUCAAAUAUUCAUAAGUUUGGUGGAGAUCGUAGGAAGGUUACGCUAGCUGGUUAUAGUGUUGGUGCGGCAAUGGCUGAGUUGAUAGCACUUUCUGAUGCUACAGAAGGUUUGAUAGACAAAUUGAUUUUAGAAAGUGGUUCUGCUUUAUCGCCUUUUGCUGUUAACAGAGAUCCAAUAAGCACUGCUAGGAAUAUAGCCAGAUCCAUAGGCUAUAACGGUUCAGGAACGAUUGAAGAUUUAAAUGAGUUUUAUUUAAAUGCUCCUGUAGUUGAUAUAACAAAAAGAAGUUUGAAUUUCUUUUUGCCAAACAGCACAUUUGGAUUUGCACCAUGUAUUGAAAAGAAAUCGAAAAAAUCUGAAGCUAUUUUGACCGAGUCUCCAUUAGAAUCUUUGAGUAAAAAGGAAACCAAGUACGCAGUUUUGACCGGACUCGCAAGUAUGGAGGGUCUGAGUAGAUCAAUCAAAUUCGAAACAUGGAUGGAUUUGAUGAACGAAAACUUUUCAGAUUUCCUUCCAGCUGACUUGACAUUCAAAGAUGAUAAAAGUAAAAAUGAGGUCGCGGAUUUAAUCAAAGAGUAUUAUUUCAAAGGAGAGGAAUUAAGUCAUGAUACUUUGCAAGAAUAUAUUGAUUACUUUUCAGAUUCCAUGUUCAGAAAUUCCAUUUUGAAAUCAGCUAGAUUGCACGCCGCGAGAUCGAAACGACCUUUAUAUUUUUAUGAGUUUUCUUACGUAGGAGAUUUGAAUAUGAAGCAUUAUUAUAUGGACAAGAUAAAAGGAGCUAGCCAUAGAGAUCAGACAUCAUACAUUCUCGACUUCUACGGCUUCACACACCACGCUGAGGAUAUGAAUAUAAGGGAUUUGAUGACUUUUAUGUGGACUGAUUUUGUGAAAUAUGAAAACCCAACUACUUAUGAGAGUCUGAUCGUGAAGCAAAAGUGGCAGAAAUAUACAAACGAAGAGCCAAAAUACUUAUCAAUAGGAACAAGUGUGGAGAUGAGAACUGAUCCCUUUAAAGAUAGUUAUGCCUUCUGGAAUAAGCUAUACGAAAAGUAUUACUGGAGUCCGAUAGCACCUUAAUAUGUAGAAUCAUUAAUUAAAACUCAAAUAAUUUGUUAACAUCGAUUA